CCGCGCCGAGGGCGGAAAAGGGGGGCGACAGGAAGCGAGGGGGCUGCCUCCCUGGUGCCUUGCCCCUCCGGGGCGCUGGCCGGAGCUCUCCGAAGACCCCGGCGUCCUCCCGGGAGGGAGAGGGAGAGGGAGGAGGAGGAUGGGGGGCGCCCACGCGGGUCGGGACCGGGCGGGAAGCUGCUGGUCGACGUCUGCCAGCUGCUUUGGAUCGGGAGCGCGGCGGCGGCGGCCGUGCCUUCUCCCUCACCGCACUGGCAGCCUCGGGGAGAGGCAGGUUGAAGGCUCUGGGCUUUACGCUGUCCACUUUACUGGAUUUUUUUUUUUUUCCUUUUCUUUUCUGCCGCACGUUAGGCUGGUUUCUUCAGUGCAGGCUGUGCUGGCCACCGGGUCGGGGAUCGUCAUCAUACGCUCCUGUAGCGACGUGAUCACGGACAGGCACUGGCUUGCCCGACAGUAUGUCUGGUUCUUGAUUCCAUACAUGAUCUAUGACUCCUAUGCCAUGUACCUCUGUGAGUGGUACCGAACCAGAGACCAGAACCACAGACACUCCCUCACUACUUUUCGAAACUUCCUAAGUAAAAACCGCCUCAUGAUCGCACACCACGCGGUCAUCCUGUUUGUCCUUGUGCCAGUUGCCCAGAGGCUCCGGGGGGACCUUGGGGACUUCUUCGUUGGCUGCAUCUUCAUGGCAGAACUGAGCACUCCGUUCGUGUCGCUGGGCCGAGUUCUGAUUCAGCUGAAGCAGCAGCACACCCUUCUGUACAAAGUGAACGGAAUCCUCACGCUGACCACCUUUCUUUCCUGUCGGAUCCUUCUUUUCCCUUUCAUGUACUGGUCCUACGGCCAACAGCAGGGACUGAGCCUACUCCAAGUGCCAUUCAGUAUCCCUUUCUACUGCAAUGUGGCCAAUGCCUUCCUCAUCGCUCCGCAGAUCUACUGGUUCUCUCUGCUGUGCAAGAAGGCAUCCCGGCUGUUUGACAGCCCCCUGGCCAAAAAGGAUGGCUAAGUGCUCCCGGGAGCCGGGCAGUGAGGGUGCCUCCUCACAUGAGCUGCCUCUUCCACUCAGUGCUCCCACGGACCAAAUCGUGCCCUGGGUGGCCUCAGCCUUUUGGGUCUUGAUAAGCAGAUGGGUUUGAGUUUUUCUAAAGAAUAUUCACAUGGCCUCCCUCUUCUAACCUGCCCCUUUUGCAAAAGCACUUUUUUCUAAGUAACAGCGAUUGGAUCCUGUCAGACCUCCACUGGCAGCAAGGUGGUUUUAACGCAAGCCCGAGGAUCCUUCCUUGGGUCUUACCUCGAGGGUUCUGGGAGGUAGAAGCAUGGGGCUGUGGAGACAGGUGGACUAGGGUGACAAGUUCUGGGCACCCCCCUGGCCCUGCCCACAGUUUGGCGGCUACCCACCUUUCCGACCACUCAGGGCAGUAUCUAUGCUUACUGGGCCAGCAGCAGCAAGUGAUGAACUUGGUUCUUGACAUAAGUUCUUGUGCUGUUGGCCUGGGAAAAGCAUUGUGGGUAGGUAGUUUUUUUUUUUUUACUAGAUAACCCAUUGGUCCUAUGCCUCGGCCUGUCAUCCACGUGCCAACACUGAAUUCCCAUGUCCACUGACUUCCAUUCAGAAGUCUUCCUGGCAGGGGGGUAAGAGGCAGGGAAGGGAACCCGAGGCACUGGAGCCGGGGGGUAGGGGGGGGGGGUGGGGAGUGGAGACCAAGAGGUCAGCGCCAUUGCAGGCCGACUUGGGAAGACCAAUGUCAAACCGUGACCUUGUUGUAAAGUCACAAACACUAUUUCUUUCUUAGCAUGUCCCCUCAAACCCAGCUUUCACCAUGUCCACACGCACAGGAUGCUGUUAAAAACCGCAGGGGUAAAGUGACGUGGUGCCUGUCAAGCUCUUUUCUGGAUAACCCCACUCUUUGACAUUGUCCUUUUCAUAGGACAUUGAAACAGGCUUCUGUAUUCCGGACGUAAGCGGUCUCAUCCAGGCCGCCUCCUGAUAAGCCAGAGCUCGUGUUCCAAAGCCUGUUCCCACAGGAGCGUACCGCCACUUUGCCGCAGAAGGCCGGAGGGCGAGAAUGCAAGAUAGCCCCGGCCAAAAUACGUCCUGUGGACUGACUUACCUGCCACUUGCAAAUAGGAUCUUCUGGUGCCAACAUGAACUGUUCCUUACCCACGGGGGUGGGUUUUAGAAACUGCUACCAUGAAGUUUUUUCUUCAAACGGUAGUAAAAAUCUAGAAGUUUUAAAGUGCCGUUUAAUUCAUUGUUGUCCAUGAACUUUUAGUCCUGAAUAUGUAACAGUGUCUCAAAUUGUUUCAGUCUUUAAUGGGUGCCAUUUAAAAAUGUCAAAUGCUGUAAUUUUUUUUUUACCGUUUUUGUUUACUGUCAGUAUAGCUUUAUAAAUCACCCCUGUGGUGAUUAAAUUGCACUAAUAUUUCCCAGCUUCUUCUCAUUUGUGAAAUACAUCAAUACCGACUUCUUUUCAGACCCAUC
This is a messenger RNA of Ailuropoda melanoleuca (giant panda), 2482 nucleotides long. RefSeq names its product TLC domain containing 3A (gene TLCD3A). Lineage: Eukaryota; Metazoa; Chordata; Mammalia; Carnivora; Ursidae. Bases 140 to 1006 code for a protein of 288 amino acids. The record is from RefSeq and is a predicted model, not a curated record. The transcript has 4 exons. Gene Ontology annotation, cellular component: membrane; endoplasmic reticulum. Gene Ontology annotation, biological process: lipid homeostasis.